CACCACCAAUCACCUGAGGUGGCAGCUGCAGUUGUGAGGACUGCAAGUAUUCCCCCAACUCCCUCUUGGCUUAGGGGUGUACCUCUCCCUCCUCCCCGGAGCUGGUUUUGGAGGAAAACAUGAAGGCCCUGUGGCUCUGUGUCCUGCCCUGCCUGGUCCCGUUCCUAGCCUCUCUCAGCCAGGCUGAGGAGGGCCUGGAGUUCCCCAGCUUCGACGGAAAAGAACGGGUCAUCAACAUCAACGAGAAGAACUACAAGAAGGCCCUGAAGAGGUACGACAUGCUGUGCCUUCUCUACCACGAGCCCCUGGGCUUCAACAAGGAGCUGCAGAAGCAGUAUCAGAUGGCCCAGCUGGUGCUGGAGCUGGCCGCACAAGUCCUGGAAGACAAAGACAUCGGGUUUGGGAUGGUUGACUCUCAAGAGGACGCGAAGGUUGCUAAAAAACUGGGUCUGGAGGAGGAGGCCAGCGUGUACAUCUUCAAAAAUGAGCGAGUCAUCGAGUUUGAUGGAGAGCUCUCUGCCGAUACGCUGGUGGAGUUCCUGCUGGAUCUGCUGGAAGACCCAGUGGAGCUCAUCAGUAAUGCCUUGGAGCUGCGUGCCUUUGACCGCAUGGAGGAGGAAACAAGGCUCAUUGGCUUCUUCAAGGGCGAAGAUUCUGAAUACUUCAGAGCGUUUCAGGAGGCAGCUGAACACUUCCAGCCCUAUAUUAAGUUUUUCGGCACCUUUGAUAAAGGGGUUGCUAAAGAGUUGACACUGAAGAUGAAUGAGGUGGACUUCUAUGAGCCCUUCAUGGAUGAACCAAUGACCAUCCCAGGAAAGCCUCACUUGGAGGAAGAUAUUGUGGAGUUUGUCAAAAUUCACAGAAGGCCAACACUGCGAAAGCUGCGAGCUGAAGACAUGUUUGAGACCUGGGAGGAUGACAUGGAAGGAAUCCACAUUGUCGCUUUUGCUGAAGAGGAAGAUCCUGAUGGUUUUGAGUUCCUUGAGAUCUUGAAGGAGGUGGCGAGGGACAACACCCAUAACCCAGAUCUGAGCAUUGUGUGGAUCGACCCAGACAAUUUCCCACUGCUGACUACAUACUGGGAGAAGACCUUCAGGGUGGACCUCUUCAAGCCUCAGAUUGGUGUGGUGAAUGUGACAGAUGCAGACAGUGUGUGGCUCCACAUGCCGGACGAUGAGGAUCUUCCCAGUGCGGAGGAGCUGGAGGACUGGAUCGAGGACGUGCUGUCCGGGAAGGUGAACACGGAAGACGACGACGAUGACAUCGUCGUCCCUGCUGAUGAUGAUGACGAUGACGACGAUGACAUUACUGAUUUCGAUGAUGACAAUGAUGAUGAGGAUGAAGAUGAUGGUAAUCUAUAAACUGAGCCUCACGGGUGGUACAUCCAGGUAAAGCCGGUGUUCUUCAUGUGCCCCACCAUCUUGAAUCAAACCCUGGCCCUCCCAGUCCUGACUGUCGUCAGGAGUUCUGACC
Conger conger (European conger) is the source of this 1473-nucleotide messenger RNA. RefSeq names its product calsequestrin-2-like. Gene Ontology annotation, biological process: regulation of cardiac muscle contraction by regulation of the release of sequestered calcium ion. The transcript is spliced from 12 exons. The record is from RefSeq and is a predicted model, not a curated record. Gene Ontology annotation, cellular component: sarcoplasmic reticulum lumen. Gene Ontology annotation, molecular function: calcium ion binding. Lineage: Eukaryota; Metazoa; Chordata; Actinopteri; Anguilliformes; Congridae. Bases 120 to 1361 code for a protein of 413 amino acids.